Molecule: messenger RNA, 456 nt
Organism: Mercurialis annua (annual mercury)
Lineage: Eukaryota; Viridiplantae; Streptophyta; Magnoliopsida; Malpighiales; Euphorbiaceae
Exons: 2
Coding region: 18-389 (123 amino acids)
Biological process (GO): cell fate determination
Source: RefSeq, a predicted model, not a curated record
AUAUACUUAAAUACAAUAUGAUGGCUACUACAACUCCUUUUGUCUUUGCGGUUCUCUUGCUCUUUCUUGCUGCACAAGGAAAUUGCCAAUGCCAUUCUGGAACAGAUUUUUUUAUAACACAAGCUCCCACCGGACAAACCAUAAAAAACAAACCAGAAUGGACUGUGACUAUAAAAAAUGAUUGCUCAUGUUCAAGAGAUAAUAUUCAAGUAUACGUUGAGGGAUUUCACUCCGUCGAAGAAGUCGAUCCGUCGAAGCUAAGUAAGAUCACAGAUACUAAUUAUCUUCUUAAUAACGGAAAUGUAGUUCGCGGAUAUGAUUCUGUUAGUUUCAAUUAUGCUUGGAGCCGUGUUGAGUUCUCGGUCACCACCUCCUCCGUUUAUUGUUGAGAAGAUGUUAAAUUGAUUUUGAAUAAUCAGAAAUGUUAAUUAAUUUUUCUACAGUUUAUUUUGAAUA